Messenger RNA from Cryphonectria parasitica EP155, 736 nucleotides. RefSeq lists its product as uncharacterized. The record is from RefSeq and is a predicted model, not a curated record. NCBI's taxonomy places the organism in Eukaryota, Fungi, Ascomycota, Sordariomycetes, Diaporthales, Cryphonectriaceae. The transcript has 2 exons. The coding region runs from base 210 to 635 and encodes 141 amino acids.
AUGUAUUCGGGCAUCAUGGAAACGUCAUACCGCAAAAUAUUCUAUGGUUCGCUGCCACCGAGUCCGGCAAGAUCGGUGGCACACUUAAGCUGUCUAACUUUGGGACGACUGGGUGGGCGGCCGAUGCGACGGAGACGUUAGUAGUCUCCCCCACUUAUCGUGCACCCGAGUCGGACCAAAGAGGCUUCCGAAUUAGCCGAGCAUACGACAUGUGGUCCCUGGGCUGUUUGUAUCUGGAGUUCGUGACCUGGCUGCUGGGAGGCUGGGAAAUGGUCCAGCAGUUUGCAAAGUUGAGAAUGUCUGUCGAUGCAACGUGGUAUGAAAUGCAAAUCGACACUUUCUUCGACCUCGUCAAGAGUGAUGAUGGGCACGAGAUGGGAGCUCGUGUCAAACCUGCGGUGACUAAGUUCAUCGAGCAGCUCCACGGGCACACUUUCUGCUCUGACUUUGUGCACGAUUUCCUGGACAUCAUACAGCAUCGCCUACUAGUGGUAUUGCCUCAGGAUACCGCCAGAAACGAUGCGCCAGGUACAGGGCGGGUGAGUUGCGAACAACUCGACCAUGAGCUACGAAGGAUAAGAAAUUUGUGCCAAGAGGACGUCGAGUAUGCCAGUAGACCUAGUCCGCGAGUGUAAUGUUCAUCUGCCAAGGAGAGGAAGUGAAGAAAGGAGAGUAUUGAUCGCAGAUUGACAAAUAGUUGCACCGCCAAAUCCAAAUACAUCCAGAUUAUGCGAAC